AUGGCGACGCCCACGACGCUCGCGGAGCUGGCGCCGUUCUGGCGCGCCGACGACAACGAGGGCGUGAGCCUCGAGAGCGUGUCGAAGGAGAUCGCCGCCUACAAGCCCGGGGGCACCUUCGCCGAGGACUACGCGGCCUUCGUGCAGCUCCUCCAGGUCGUCGCGCACCCCAAGGUCGGGGCCGUGGCCAUCGCCAAGCCCGGCGACAAGGCCGAGGGCGACGAGGGCGAGGAGAAGGCCGAGAACUCGCGCGUCGGCGUCCGCAACCACGUCGUCGACCUCGUCUUCUACAACUGCGGCAUGGGCCUCGAGGCCGUCGAGCUCCUCGCGGCGACGGUGCCCCGGUGCCUCACGCUCGAGAAGGCGACG
Molecule: messenger RNA, 369 nt
Organism: Aureococcus anophagefferens
Lineage: Eukaryota; Pelagophyceae; Pelagomonadales; Pelagomonadaceae
Exons: 2
Source: RefSeq, a predicted model, not a curated record